Messenger RNA from Puma concolor (puma), 579 nucleotides. The record is from RefSeq and is a predicted model, not a curated record. NCBI's taxonomy places the organism in Eukaryota, Metazoa, Chordata, Mammalia, Carnivora, Felidae.
AUGGAGACCUGCUUCCUGGGGAGCUGUGCUCAGGCUAGGGCGGCCCCCUCUCAGAAGCAGAAGCAGCUGAACGGGAACCUUGAGGUGGAAGACCCCAUCACUGGUCACCAGAGCAGUUCUGGGUGCAGCUGCUAUAGCUGUCUGCUCAAUGCCACCUGGGAGAAGCAGCGGCCGGGGGUGGGGGAGCAGAAGCCAGGGCUGUCUGUGCAGCAGCCUGGACAGGUGCAGUCUCCAGUAGAGGUGGCUGACCUGGCCACUGCAACCUGUGCUUUCCCAGUCAGCACCCUGGGUGAGAGACCCUUCGCCUGUAGCUGGCAGGACUGCAACAAGAAGUUCGCGCGCUCCGACGAGCUGGCCCGGCACUACCGCACGCACACAGGCGAGAAGAAGUUCAGCUGUCCCAUCUGCGAGAAGCGCUUCAUGCGCAGCGACCACCUGACGAAGCACGCACGCCGCCAUGCCAACUUCCACCCGGGCAUGCUGCAGCGGCGCAGCGGGGGCUCACGGACCGGCUCCCUCAGCGACUACAGCCGCUCUGAUGCCAGCAGCCCCACCAUCAGCCCGGCCAGCUCGCCCUGA